GCUGAACCAAACCAUCUCUUUUGUUUUCAGCACUCUUUCCUUAACAGGCCUGCGUCUUGAUAAACGCUUUGCCUGCACUUUGCAUUUUGCAUUACCUUACUUUACUUUACUAUUUACACACACAGUUUUAUUUUUUUGGAAGCGAAAAUGAGAGAGUGCAUUUCAAUCCACAUUGGUCAAGCCGGUAUUCAAGUCGGCAAUGCCUGCUGGGAACUCUAUUGCCUUGAACAUGGCAUCCAGCCUGAUGGCCAAAUGCUAAGUGACAAGACUAUUGGUGGAGGUGAUGAUGCCUUCAACACCUUUUUCAGUGAAACUGGUGCUGGGAAGCAUGUCCCUCGUGCUGUCUUUGUUGAUCUUGAGCCCACUGUCAUUGAUGAAGUGAGGACUGGGAAUUACCGCCAGCUCUUCCACCCAGAACAGCUUAUCAGUGGCAAGGAAGAUGCUGCUAACAACUUUGCCCGUGGCCACUAUACUAUUGGCAAGGAGAUUGUUGAUCUGUGCCUGGACCGUAUCAGAAAGCUUGCUGACAACUGCACUGGCCUCCAAGGAUUUCUGGUUUUUAAUGCUGUUGGUGGAGGCACUGGUUCUGGGCUUGGCUCCCUUCUCUUAGAGCGUUUGUCUGUUGAUUAUGGGAAGAAAUCGAAGCUGGGUUUCACAGUUUACCCUUCUCCACAGGUCUCCACAUCUGUUGUUGAGCCCUACAACAGUGUCCUCUCCACCCACUCCCUCCUGGAACACACUGAUGUGGCUAUACUUUUGGACAAUGAGGCCAUCUAUGAUAUUUGCAGGCGCUCCCUUGACAUUGAGCGACCCACCUACACCAACCUCAACCGACUUGUCUCCCAGGUGAUUUCAUCCUUGACGGCCUCUCUUAGAUUUGAUGGUGCACUAAAUGUGGAUGUGACUGAAUUCCAAACCAACUUGGUUCCCUACCCCAGGAUCCACUUUAUGCUUUCCUCUUAUGCACCAGUCAUCUCUGCUGAGAAAGCAUAUCAUGAACAACUUUCAGUAGCUGAAAUUACCAACAGUGCUUUUGAGCCUUCUUCUAUGAUGGCAAAAUGUGAUCCUCGUCAUGGAAAGUACAUGGCAUGCUGCUUGAUGUACCGUGGUGAUGUUGUGCCUAAGGAUGUCAAUGCUGCCGUUGCUACAAUCAAGACCAAGCGCACCAUUCAGUUUGUUGACUGGUGCCCCACUGGAUUUAAGUGUGGUAUCAACUACCAGCCUCCCACCGUUGUUCCAGGAGGAGACCUUGCCAAGGUGCAGAGAGCUGUUUGCAUGAUCUCAAACUCUACCAGUGUGGCUGAGGUGUUCUCCCGCAUUGACCACAAGUUUGAUCUCAUGUAUGCCAAGCGUGCCUUUGUGCAUUGGUAUGUUGGUGAGGGAAUGGAGGAAGGAGAAUUCUCUGAAGCUCGUGAGGACCUUGCUGCCUUGGAGAAGGAUUAUGAGGAGGUUGGUGCUGAGGCAGAUGAGGGUGAGGAUGAUGAAGGUGAUGAGUACUAAGAAGAUUUAAAUUUGUGCUGAGUAGUUAAAUGGUUCGUUCAAAGUAGUUAAAUGUUCUUUGUGAUUUAGCUAGUAUGAAGUUAUUUUUUUCCUUGGCGUGUGCCUUCUAAUGUUUGUGAGCAAUAAAACUCAGUUGUUCCUAUGUUAUACCCAGUUUGUGUGAGGCUACUAUACAUGAAAAUAUGGUUUAUUCUUAA
This is a messenger RNA of Quercus robur (English oak), 1697 nucleotides long. Its product is annotated as tubulin alpha chain-like. The transcript has 4 exons. Bases 148 to 1500 code for a protein of 450 amino acids. Gene Ontology annotation, cellular component: microtubule; cytoplasm. Lineage: Eukaryota; Viridiplantae; Streptophyta; Magnoliopsida; Fagales; Fagaceae. Gene Ontology annotation, biological process: mitotic cell cycle; microtubule cytoskeleton organization. The record is from RefSeq and is a predicted model, not a curated record. Gene Ontology annotation, molecular function: GTP binding; structural constituent of cytoskeleton.